Molecule: messenger RNA, 6751 nt
Organism: Pseudophryne corroboree (corroboree frog)
Lineage: Eukaryota; Metazoa; Chordata; Amphibia; Anura; Myobatrachidae
Exons: 7
Coding region: 252-6635 (2127 amino acids)
Biological process (GO): regulation of DNA-templated transcription
Source: RefSeq, a predicted model, not a curated record
ACAUUGCAUCCAGCAGGGGGCGCGGCGCAGGGGCUUCUGGGAGUUGUAGUCUCCAGGGUGAUAGUCACCAGGAAGUAGAGAGCUGUGUGUGAGCAAUGCAUGCUGGGAGGAGGCUGUCAUCCUGAGCUCUGGGCUGCUCUCAGCACUUAACCCCUUGGGUACCUUAUCUGGGGCUCCUGCCCACCCUGUGCCCCUCAGCAGAUGUCACUGGGCAUACUGCUGACACUCUACAGCAGCCCUGCCUGGCCACCAUGUACCCUGGGAAGGUCCCGGUGUCCUUUGAUGAGGUGGCGGUGUAUUUCUCAGUGGAUGAAUGGUGCCAUCUAGAGGAGUGGCAGAAAGAGCUCUACAAGCAGGUCAUUCAGGAGAACCUGGAAGCUGUGCUGUCAUUGGAAGAUAUCUACCAGCCAUGCAUUCUAGUAGAAGAGCCCACGUCCACAGACUCCGUAACUUCGACAUGGAAGGAAUGUAAAGGAAGACAGCGUGUGGAGGAAGACACGAAGAAAGUGAGCAAUCGGUACAAGGCGUAUGCUCACGGUGUAUUGGGCGAGAUAGACCACAGGUGCUCUGAAUGCCAAGAAGACAUCGGAAUCUGGUCGCUCCUAAUUGACCACAAAAUAAAUCACCAGAGGAUGAAGCUACAAAGACAGUUCCAGUCGUACAUUAACCACUGGACGGACAACCCAAAUCUGCAAUUUACAGAUUACAAGCAAGGGAUGUUAUUUCAAGGCUGUAAACGCGAGGAGCAUUCCUUUACGGACCUGUUCCUCAGAUCCAAUAGGAUGGAUGGUCUGCACAGGGUUAGCGUAGAUGAGGGGACGCCUAGACAGAAAGAACAAUUCAGGGCACCGAACAAUUCCCAUGUGAGCUACAAAAUAUUGUCCAGUCCUGACAGCAAUAAAAGCUGUGACCAGGGGGGAACCACAGUAGGGACUCAAAAGACAGAUAAGGAUAGGAAUCUGUUACAAUGUUUGAAUUGUUCUAAACUAUUCACAGACUGCAAUCUCCUGAUUGAGCAUGAACGGACCCACGAGGAACACAAGUCCUUCACGUGCUCUGACUGUGGGAAAAGUUUCAUUCGGAAGUCCAUACUGAAGCUUCAUCGCAGGACUCACACAGGAGAGCGACCUUACCCUUGUACUGAGUGCGGGAAACAGUUCAGCCAGAGGUUCAACCUUGUGAUUCAUCAGCGGAUUCACACUGGGGAGAUGCCGUAUAAGUGUCCUACCUGUGACAAAUGCUUCCGCUACAAACCAGCUCUGGUCAGACAUGAGAGGGAAGCGAAGUGUGCGAGAGUCAUUCACAGAACACGCUCCGUGGGGAAGGCUAAAGCUUCACAACAGAUUCCUCAGAGUCUUGUUCCACCAGUGGUCAAACCGUCUACUAAUAAACCGCAAUCUUUCUCAUGUUCUUCUAUAUGUCCUCCAUCAACCAUUAAGUCUCCGGCAUCUUCUUGCUCCACCGUCCAUCAUUUAUCAGGUAGUAAGCCUCCAGCAUCCUCUGCCUCCACCAUCCAUCAUAUAUCUGCUAUUAAGCCUUCUACAUCCUCUCCCUCCACCAUCCAUCAUUUAUCAGGUAGUAAGCCUCCAGCAACCUCUCCCUCCACCGUCCAUCAUUUACCUGGUAAUAAGCCUCCAGCAUCCUCUGCCUCCACCAUCCAUCAUAUAUCUGCUAUUAAGCCUCCUACAUCCUCUGCCUCCACCGUCCAUCAUUUGUCUGGUAUUAAACCUUCUACAUCCUCACCCUCCACCGUCCAUCAUUUAUCAGGUAAUAAGCCUCCAGCAUCCUCUCCCUCCACUGUCCAUCAUUUAUCAGCUAAUACGUCCCCAACAUCCUCACCCUCCACCGUCCAUCAUUUAUCAGCUAAUACGUCCCCAACAUCCUCACCCUCCACCGUCCAUCAUUUAUCCUGUAAUAAGCCUCCAGCAUCUUCUCCCUCCACCGUCCAUCGUUUAUCAAGUAUAAAGCCUUCCGCAUCCUCUCCCUCCAAUGUCCAUCAGUUAUCAGCUAAUAAGCCUCCAGCAACCUCUACCGUACAUUAUUUAUCAGGUAUUAAGCCUCCAGCAUCCUCACCCUCCUCUAUCAAUAAUGCAUUGGAAGUUAAACCGCUUGCAUCUUCUACAUUGUCACCAUCCCCAAUCUGUCAUCCUUCGUGUUUUAAAUCUUCAUCUUCAGCAGCUCCUGUCUAUCAUCCAUCUGAUUCUAAACCUCAGUCAUGUCCUAGCUUUGUAAACUGUCACUUGUCAGGGGCAAAAUCUCCUUUCCUCUUAAACUACUCCAUGUGUAAACUUCCCCCAUCAUCUACUUCUUUCAUCUGUCAUGAAUCAGGUGUUAAACCUCCCUUAACCUCACAAUCUCGUGUCUCUCAUCCAUCUGGUAUAAAACCUCACUCGGCCUCUCCUUCUUCCACAUACCACCCUCCAGGUAAAAAUUAUUAUUCAUCCACCUCUGCUUUGUCUGACCUGUCUCGGACUAAACCCCUCUCUCCCUCUACCCUAUGUCAUUUAUCAAACAUAAAACUUUCCUCAUCAGCAGCCAUUCAUCAUCCAUCGGUUACUACGGCCCUGUCAUCCGCCAUUGGCUAUGAGUGUAAUACAUCUGGUCUCAGCCAACCUCAGCCAUCUUCUUCCUCUGGCCAUCAUCUAUCACAUGGGAAAAAUUCCCCAUCAUUUAACUCUGACAAAUGUCUUGCAUCUGGUAGGACAUGUUCCUCAUCUUUUAACCCCAGUAGGCACCCAUCUAUAGUUAAAUCUCCCUCUUCCUUAUCUUCAUCCAUAGUUCAGAAAUCAGCUACGGAGUCUUUGCCUUCAUCAUCCAUCCAUGGUCAUCCACCUGGCAUUAAACUGCACUCACCUCUACCCAUCUCUAUCUGCCGUACUUCUGAUGAUAGAAGUUCCCCAUCCAGAUCCUCGUUGCUUUAUCAUAAAUCUUCUGCUAAAUCGUCUUCACCCUUACCAUCACCCAUCUGUCAUACUGCUGACAAGCCUCUCUCUCGAUUGCCCUCCUCCAUCCAUCAUAGAUCCAUGCCUUGUUUUCCUGUUCAACCACCAAUUGGUUCACACUCCUCUCUUUACCCUGCUUUGCCUUUACCAAUCAUGGCCAAUAAUUUGGCCAAGGACUUACCAAAACUAUCCCAACGAGUGAAAACCACAGCAGUAGAUGCAAAUACCAACGCAAAGACUUUCAUAGUGGACCGGGUGGCACAACCAGUUGAGAAACUGUUUCAGUGUAGUCAAUGCAAAAGAGCCUUCACUCACUGUAGUCAGCUGGCGGAACACCAAAAAUCCCAUUCCAGGCCACGGAACACUUGCUCAGAAUGCAAUAAGAGUUUCCUGAGGAAGUCCACUCUCAUUCUUCACAGAAGAACCCACACUGGAGAGAAGCCCUUUAGCUGCACAGAAUGUGGGAAGAGCUUUAGCCAACGCUUCAAUCUUGUGGUUCACCAGCGCAUACACACGGGGGAGAGGCCAUACACCUGUAAUGCGUGUACCAGGUCCUUCCGUUACAGAACAGGGCUCCUUAGCCACCAGAGACAUGCUCUGUGCCUGAAAAAACAAUCAGGGGAAAACUGUUCUCUAGUUAAAACCAACGUUAAAAUGCCAACCUCAAGAAUAAAGAAAUAUCUUAAAGCGACGCCUAUUUCUCAAGAUUCUGCUUAUUUUACUUGUUCUGAAUCUUCUGAUUUACCCCAAAUUGAGGCGCAGCACCCAUUGUUGGGAGCUCCCCAAAGUGUCCCAUGUAGGACGUCUUUCCCACAACCACCAUCCUUUAGUGGACUUCAGCAGGUGAAGAAAGCGCCUCAUCCCAUUUAUGGGAACUCCACCAACAAGAAGUCAACAUUCGCUGCCUCCUAUAAAGUCCAUACUAGGGCCAAGCUAGCUGCAAAAAGGCCCAGUGGCGGAAUCGAUGGAGUUCCAUCUGUUGCACCUUCCGUCAUGUCUGAGAGCCCAGGUUCUCUUCAAGGUCCUCACUACGUCAUGUCCUCUGCACCUAGCCCAGCCACUCCCAUCGCUCACACUCUCAGGAGACCAAACACCAGGGAACUCAGGGGAACAGAAAUAAACAGGACUGGGGUAAAGCGCUCUGCUUGUGCCUUCAGCAACCAGACACUGGUGGGCCAGAGGCCAGGAACAGAGAAGGCCCGAUUCAGAUGCGAUUACUGUAAAAGACGUUUCUCCCAAAUGGACCAGUUCAGGGAACACCAGAAGACACACACCAUGGCCCGGCAUACAUGUUCCGAGUGCGGCAAGGCCUUCAGCAAGGCUUCACAGCUGGUUGUGCACCAGAGAACACACAGUGGGGAGAAGCCAUAUGCCUGCGGUAAAUGUGGCAAACCGUUUAGCCAGAAGUUUAAUCUCAUUGUCCACCAGAGAAUACACACGGGGGAAAAGCCUUUUAGCUGUAAACAUUGCAACAAAGCGUUCCGGUACCGCGCCGGUCUUCUUAAUCACCAGAAAGAUGACCUGUGUUUGCGGCAGGGCAUAUUCUGGCAGCCAGCAGGAAGCAACCAGUCAUGUGACAGAGAGACAGGAGAGUAUAGGAGUGAGCACUGGCUCAAGGAUUUGCUGGGGAUUCUUCUAUGGCACGGCUGGCUCUCCCUCCUGACCUGGCGGCGUCGCCCCUGGAUCUGCGCUGCCUCUAGCCUCAGGAUUGGUGUCUCCUACAAGCGGUUAAUGAUGUUCAGCUCAGCGCUGGGGACUGUCCCCGUGUCCUUUGAUGAGGUGGCGGUGUAUUUCUCAGAGGACGAAUGGUGCCAUAUGGAGGAGUGGCAGAAAGAGCUCUACAAGCAAGUCAUGCAGGAGAACCUGGACACUGUGCUCUCAUUGGGGUACCAGUAUCGCCAGGCCUCUCCUCCACGAAGGCUCUUUACUGGAGAUGACACGUGUAUCAUGCAUUAUACGGCAGCCCAAUUGGAACUGGAACUACAUGGUGGUGCAGAAAAGUGGACAUGGAAAGAGGAAGCCCGAAGAGACCAAACACUCCAUAACGUUCCUUACAGCUGUCCGGAAUGUCCAAUGAAUGGAGACGUCACAUGUAAACAUAGGAAGCCCCCGCUGAGUAGGAAGGCUCACCCCUGUGUUCAGUGUAAGAAGGUGUUUGGCAGCUGGUCCCACCUCGCAGCCCACAAGCAGAGCCAUGAUCAGGAGAAGGUGCAGGAUAGACGCACAGGUGAUGUGGGGAAGCAGCAGGUUGCCGUGGUUGCCCCACAGCCCGUUCACCCCACGGGUAAAUUAUUUAAGUGUAAUAACUGUGAUAAAACCUUUAGUAACCUAUCGGUCCUGUCUCUGCACCAAAGGACACACACCGGUGAGAGGCCCUUCAAAUGCUUCGAAUGUGGGAAGAGCUUCAUGAAAAGGUCCCAGCUGGUUGUCCACAAGAAGUGUCACAUAGAGGAAAGGCCAUUCAAGUGCGCGAUGUGUGAGAAGAGUUACAACCAACAAUCCAAGCUUAUUGAGCACCACAGGACGCACACAGGGGAAAAACCAUUCAAGUGCACGGAGUGUGGGAAAAGCUUCACCAAGAGGUCCCACCUAACGGAGCAUUUGAGGAUCCACACCGGGAAUAAGCCACAUAAGUGCGACCAGUGCGAUAAGGCGUUCCACUACCCAUCAAAUCUGGUGGAACACCAGAGAACCCACAGCGGAGACAGGCCAUUCCAGUGUACGGAGUGCGAGAAGAAGUUCAUUAAAAUGUCCAAACUGAUUGUCCACCUCCGCAUUCACACCGGGGAAAAGCCGUAUAAAUGCACGGAGUGCGACAAGAGCUUCAGCCAGCAGUCCAACCUAGUGGUUCACCUAAGGACUCAUACUGGAGAGAGGCCCUUCCAAUGCAGUGACUGUGAGAAGAGCUUUAGUUACCACUAUGCUCUUGUAGUCCACCAGAGAACGCACACGGGAGAGAAGCCUUACAACUGCUCCCUGUGCAGUAAAGCCUUCAGUCAGCAGUCUAAUCUUAAACUCCAUCUGAAAAUCCAUGAUCCACAACCACAAAUGGACCUAGAUAUGGACAAGAACACAUCGCAGGAGGAGAUACCACCAUUAGACCUUAGAACGACCCAUGGUGAUGCUCUGUCUGACAGUACAGAGUGUAGGCUUCUGACUGUGGUGCCACCGACAGCCAAUAUCGUGGCUGGUCCAGAUAUCAUGGAGGAGGGUGAGGACGCUUGCCUACCUUGGUCCCCAUUGAGUCAGUAUUUAGGAGCCCUCCUGCCACCGGACAAGCAGUAUUCCUGCCACGAGUGCGACAAAUGCUUCCUGGAGAAGUCUAAGCUUGUUGUCCACCUGAGGACACACACUGGGGAGCGGCCCUUCAAGUGCUACCAAUGUGACAAGACCUUCAUCCAAUGGUCCCAUCUGACGGAGCACAGGAAAACGCACACGGGAGACAGGCCGUACACCUGCACCGAGUGCGGGAAGUGCUUUAUCAAAAUGUCCAAACUGACCGUCCAUCGCAGAACACACACCGGAGAGCGUCCCUACACAUGUGGCGAAUGCGGCAAACAGUUCAGUCAGCAAUCUAACCUGGUGGUUCACCAGCGGAUUCAUACCGGAGAAAGGCCCUUUAAGUGCACGGUGUGUGACAAGACUUUUCGCUACCAGUCGGCUCUUAUUAAACACCGGUGGAACCACACGUAGACAGACGUAGACAUCCCGCUGAGAUCAGACACUGUUACAUGUUCCAGGACUUAUAUCUAAAUGUACCGUAAGGCGCGCUGAAGAGGUAUACAUAAUAAACCCGUGUACCAAAUGUA